AAAGAAGUAUAAGAAAAAAAGAAAAUCAACUAAACCCAUCAAUACCUUGAAAAAAUCUGACAGUAUAUGAAGUCUUCCACAUCCAGCGACCUCCUGCUUCUGCAAAGGAUAGAGUGCUUUGACUAGGUGAAUGUGGCAAGAGAAGUCUGCAGUUCUGAAAUGGAGGUCAGAGCUUCAUUACAGAAGGUUAGUGGGUCAUCUGAUUCUGUGACCGCACUAAACAGUGAAGAAUUUGUCUUGGUACCUCAGCAAGCAGAUGAUACCUCUAUGAAAGUUGAUGAAAAACCUCAGCUAAAGAUAGUCUGUAAUGGAGAUGAACAGCUGGAGAAGGCAAUGGAAGAGAUUCUGAGGGAUUCUGAAAAAGGUCAAAACCAUCCUGAUUGUGACACUUCGACUGACAUUUGUGAUCAUGCAUUUACUGAUGUUUCAGCCAACCAAGCAAAUAGGCCUUCUCUCCAGUUAGUGCUGGACCCUUCUAAUACAGAAGUUUCCACUCUCCGACCGCCUUCUCCCAGUGAACCACCAGAGGAAGAUAGUGUAUUAUUUAAUAAACUGACUUACUUAGGAUGUAUGAAAGUUUCUUCUCCUCGAAAUGAAGUAGAAGCUCUACGAGCAAUGGCAACCAUGAAAUCUUCAAGCCAGUUUCCGUUCCCUGUGACUCUCUAUGUGCCAAAUGUUCCAGAAGGCUCUGUAAGAAUAAUAAACCAAUCCAGCAAUGUGGAAAUUGCGUCGUUCCCAAUCUACAAAAUACUGUUUUGUGCACGUGGCCAUGAUGGGACAGCAGAAAGUGAUUGCUUUGCAUUUACAGAGAGUUCUCGUGGGACGGAAGACUUUCAGAUCCACAUUUUCUCCUGUGAGAUUCAAGAGGCAGUCAGCAGAAUUUUAUACAGCUUCUGUACCGCAUUUAAACGUUCUUCCAGGCAAGCAUCAGACGUCAAGGACUCUGUGCUCCCCACUCCAGACAGUGAUGUAUUUACCUUCAGUGUCUCUUUGGAGGUCAAAGAGGAUGAUGGGAAAGGAAACUUCAGUCCUGUGCCUAAGGAUAGAGAGAAAUUUUACUUCAAAUUGAGACAAGGAAUUGAAAGAAGGUUGUGAUCACAGUGCAACAACUGUCUAAACAAGGAAUUAGCAAUUGAAAGAUGUUUUGGAAUGUUACUAAGCCCAGGUCGAAAUGUGAAGAACAGUGACAUGCAUUUACUGGAUAUGGAAUCCAUGGGAAAGAGCUGUGAUGGAAGAGCUUAUGUCAUUACUGGAAUGUGGAACCCCAACAUACCUACGUUCUUGGCACUUAAUGAAGAAACUCCUAAAGAUAAAAGGGUGUUCAUGACUGUAGCCGUGGAUAUGGUCGUCACUGAGGUGGUGGAGCCGGUCCGCUUCUUGUUAGAGACGUUGGUGCGUGUGUAUCCCGCCAAUGAGCGCUUCUGGUACUUCAGCAGAAAGACUUUCACUGAGACUUUCUUUAUGAAGCUCAAACAGUCUGAGGGAAGAGCCCACACCAGUGCUGGGGAUGCCAUCUACGAAGUAGUGAGUCUGCAGAGGGCGUCUGAGAAGGAGGAACCAGUCACUCCCACCAGUGCUGGGGGCCCGAUGUCGUCCCAGGAGGAUGAGCCAGAAGAAGAGAGUGAUAAUGAACUCUCAAGUGGUACUGGUGAUGUGUCUAAGGAUUGCCCUGAGAAGAUCUUAUAUUCAUGGGGAGAAUUGCUGGGAAGAUGGCACAAUAACCUUGGUGUACAGCCCAAAGGUCUAUCCACUUUGGUGAAGAGUGGAGUUCCAGAGGCAUUGAGGGCAGAGGUAUGGCAGUUACUAGCAGGCUGCCAUGACAACCAGACCAUGCUGGAUAAAUACCGAAUUCUUAUUACAAAGGACUCAGCCCAGGAGAGUGUUAUAACACGAGACAUUCAUCGAACAUUUCCCGCACACAAUCACUUCAAAGACACUGGAGGAGAUGGUCAAGAAUCCCUUUAUAAAAUCUGCAAGGCUUACUCUGUCUAUGAUGAAGAUAUUGGAUAUUGCCAAGGACAGUCUUUUCUUGCGGCCGUACUGCUGCUCCACAUGCCUGAAGAACAGGCAUUCUGUGUUUUGGUGAAGAUUAUGUAUGACUAUGGCUUGAGGGAUCUCUACAAAAACAACUUCGAAGAUCUUCACUGUAAAUUCUAUCAGCUGGAACGGCUCAUGCAGGAACAGUUACCAGACCUGCAUAGCCACUUCUGUGACCUGAACCUGGAGGCUCAUAUGUAUGCAUCACAGUGGUUUCUCACCCUCUUCACUGCCAAGUUCCCACUAUGCAUGGUCUUCCACAUCAUUGACUUACUGCUUUGUGAGGGUCUCAACAUAAUCUUCCAUGUAGCUUUGGCACUCUUAAAGACAUCCAAGGAGGACCUUCUGCAGGCUGACUUCGAAGGUGCUUUAAAGUUUUUCAGAGUCCAGCUUCCAAAGAGGUACAGGGCAGAAGAAAAUGCCCGGAGAUUGAUGGAACAAGCAUGUAACAUUAAGGUGCCUACUAAGAAGCUGAAGAAAUAUGAGAAAGAAUAUCAAACCAUGCGUGAGAGUCAGCUGCAGCAAGAGGACCCUAUGGACAGAUACAAGAGGGAGAACCGGAGGUUACAGGAAGCCAGCAUGCGGCUAGAACAAGAGAAUGAUGACCUUGCCCAUGAACUUGUAACCAGCAAAAUCGCUCUUCGAAAUGACUUGGACCAGGCUGAAGACAAGGCAGAUGUGUUAAAUAAAGAGCUGCUCCUGACCAAACAGAGACUAGUGGAAACUGAAGAAGAGAAGAGGAAACAAGAGGAAGAAACUGCUCAGCUAAAAGAAGUCUUUAGGAGACAGCUCGAGAAGGCAGAAUCUGAAAUAAAGAAAACAACAGCCAUCAUUGCUGAGUACAAACAGAUCUGCUCCCAAUUGAGUACCAGGCUGGAAAAACAGCAAACGGCCAACAAGGAAGAACUGGAAGUUGUCAAGGGGAAGGUGAUGGCGUGCAAACACUGCAGUGAGAUUUUCAAUAAGGAAGGGGCACUGAAGUUAGCAACUAUAAGCAAAGAAAACCAGGGCAUUGAAACUGACGACGAGAAGGACUCGCUCAAGAAACAGCUUCGGGAAAUGGAGCUGGAAUUAGCCCAGACCAAACUGCAGCUGGUGGAGGCCAAGUGUAAAAUCCAGGAGCUCGAGCACCAGAGAGGAGCCCUCAUGAAUGAAAUUCAAGCUGCAAAAAACUCUUGGUUUAGCAAAACCCUGAACUCUAUCAAAACAGCCACAGGUACACAGCCACCCCAGCAGCCUCAGCCAUCCCAGCCACCCCAGCCACCCAAAGAGAGCACGUAGUUCCUGCCAGAUUUCACGCACAAGAACACAACGAUUCAAGCAACUGAAGCCCUGGCAGAUUGUCUCAGUGUCCCUUUAAGGGGAAGGAAGGAAGGCCAGGGGGCAAGCCUCGAACUGAAAUCCUUCAGCAUCUCUCAUUCAUCUGGUGUGACGCUUUUCAAAGGAAAGUUAUUUAGAGUCCUGUUUUAUGUUGAAUAAUCUAUUUUCCACCUUCCUCACUGAAAACCACCAACAACCUUUUUACACCUUAUUUUAUUAUAUAUAGAUGUUAAGUUGGAAAUAAAUAAUUCAGAGCUAAAUGUUUUAUUUAGAACUAAUUCCUAAUUAUUUUGCAUCUUGUAUUAAAACAGUAAAUUUUUUGCUAUUUCAGGGUUGACAUGGUGGGAGAUGGGGUAUCGGUCAGGGCAAGGAAGAGAUUAAAAUUUGAGCCUUGAUCAUUUUCAGGACUUAAACUUAAAAUAAAGCACAUUGUAGGGGCAGGCCAUGACCACUGUCUAGGUCUUAGCCUAGAUGUGAUCCCAGUAGUUUACAAGAGGGAUGGUAAUAUCCUUUAGAGAAGCACUUUGCUUUUGAUGAGGGAUGAUCACAGACCAGUCUCCUGAAAAAGGACUCAUUUUUUGAAAAAUGUUCUUCUGGGUUCAUUUGGAAAUGAGCUCCUUACAUAGAUGUUUGGUGUUCCAAAGGCUCUUAUAUCCUUUGCCUUCUGGCACGCACACUAGAGCAAGGAAACUGGGGUUUCAGCAAUUCAAAGCCUCUCUAGCCUUGGCCUCAGUUUUUUGAAGAACUCCCUAUGUGAAUCCCAAGAGUCUGCCUGUGUGCAUGGCCUCAGGGAUGACAGACAGUCUUGUGGAUGUGUAGUGCAAGGGUAUUUUGUGAGCAGU
Molecule: messenger RNA, 4199 nt
Organism: Dromiciops gliroides (monito del monte)
Lineage: Eukaryota; Metazoa; Chordata; Mammalia; Microbiotheria; Microbiotheriidae
Gene: RABGAP1L
Product: RAB GTPase activating protein 1 like
Exons: 26
Source: RefSeq, a predicted model, not a curated record